Molecule: messenger RNA, 3232 nt
Organism: Gossypium raimondii (Peruvian cotton)
Lineage: Eukaryota; Viridiplantae; Streptophyta; Magnoliopsida; Malvales; Malvaceae
Exons: 10
Coding region: 305-2914 (869 amino acids)
Molecular function (GO): protein binding
Source: RefSeq, a predicted model, not a curated record
ACAUACAGGAGAGAAACACACACACACGCGGCCACAAGCAGCAGAGGGUUUUCGCUGAAAAGAAGCCUUUGUUUUUCUUUUAAAGCAUCGUUUCAAAAAGGAUAUAAUCCCUCUUUUCAAUUUUUUUUGCCUCUUUUAAGCUGCUCCGCCUGCUCCUUCGUUGCUGCGAGAGAGAUAGAGAAGACGACAAAAGGAAAAAACCUAAAACUGUGAACGACGUCGUUUCCUUCUCAGAUCUGACACACACAGAGACAGAUAAAAGAGAAGAGAAGAGGGGGGGUUAUCCCGGUGAGAGAGAGUGAGGAUGAGCGGGAAAGGAGGCGGAGGUGGAAAUAAUGGGAUAGGGAAGGGUAAUAAUAGUGGACUUUCAGGUAUUCCGCCUGGGUCUCGCAAGAUGGUCCAGAGCUUGAAGGAGAUUGUUAACUGCCCUGAACCUGAGAUCUAUGCUAUGCUUAAAGACUGUAAUAUGGACCCUAACGAGGCUGUCAAUCGCCUCCUCUCUCAAGAUCCUUUUCACGAGGUGAAGAGCAAACGAGACAAGAAAAAAGAGAGCAAGGACUCAGUUGAUGCGAGGUCUCGUGGUGCCAAUAACCUUGGGAGUCGUGGUGGUAGGAGUGGUUCAGACCGAUAUACUGGGCGUGGUGGUUCAUCCCAUUACAGUUCAAAUGAGUCUGGCCCUUCACAUGGUAAACCUGCACAAAAGAGAGAAAAUGGAGGUCAUCCUGUUGCAGGGUCUUCAUCUUCUGCAUCUGGUAUGCAAGGAAAUAACAUGAAUCGUCGACCUCAAUCCCACAGUGAAGUUGCAGUUUCAGAACAUAAAAUUUCCACGGUAGGUUUAGGUGAUGGGGUUUCUUCUUCAUCACAGCCUACUGGAUACCAAUCUGCUUGGUUGGGGGUUCCAGGUCAAGUAUCAAUGGCUGAUAUUGUGAAGAUGGGCAGGCCACAAAACAAGACUUCUGUGGUGCCAAACCCAUCUCAGCAAAGCACUAAUAAUCGGCAUCAUGUGGUUCCUCCUCCAGCAGCAUUACAGUCCAACUUACAGGACCAGGCUUCCAAGGUGGCAGAUAUUUCUUAUGAGCCUGAUGGCACCAAAAAUCAGCAGGUUUCUUCAAGAGAUGAAUGGCCCCCCAUUGAGAAUCCAUCUGCUGCUAGUGUGACCUCUGUCUUAGAGUCCCCUGCAGAAUCUGGACUUUAUGCUAAUGCAUCUAACUUGCCCUUGGGUAGAAGUAAUCAAAUUUUGAAAUCCCAGUUGGAGGAAGCUCAGGCAGUGGAUGAUGGUCCUCUUGAAACUGUCAAUAAUAACCAUGUUAGGUCCCCUUCUAUUUCAAGUAGAAAUAUACAAGAGGAUAACUCCAGAGGUUCAUCUCUUUAUGAUAACGACUUAUAUAAGGACAUGAAUUCCUAUCAGCCUCAAAUACCUGCCUUUGAGAACGAAGAAGCUGAAGAUGGUUCUUCAUCAGUAGCUGUGGAUUUGCAGCAACUUAAUUUGCAUAAUGAUGAUAGGGAGCCCCCAACUGAAGAGGAUAAUCCUUCUGUAAUAAUCCCAAAUCAUCUACAAGUCCACACCCCGGACUGUUCGCAUUUGAGUUUUGGUAGUUUUGGACCUGGAAUUGGUUCUGGCUUUUCUGGACAAUUUGCAUCAAUGGCCUCAAAGAAUAAUUUGGAUGAUGUUCCUGAAGUAGCAGAUGCAUCAUCUAUUGGGCACUCAGAUAAUAGGAAUCCCGAGUACUAUGCUGAUGAACAUCUCAGAAGUGACACGGAAGGAAAUAUAAUAAAUAGAAGUAAUGUUAGCACUGCAAACUAUGAGGUUCCUGAAGAUUCUCAACCAGAGGUUUUGAAACAGGAUGUUUCUGAAGCUGCCCAAGGGAGCCAAUAUUCAUUUCCUCCAUCUGCGUCUGGUUAUAACUAUGAAAACUCUGAACAAUUAAAUCCUUCUUUCGCUCAUAUGCAGACAAGCUCUCAAAUGCAAAAUCUCAAUCCUUUCUCAAGUGUAAUGCAAGCAUAUACAAACUCGUUGCCGAGCACUUUGUUGACAUCAACUGUUCAGACUGCAAGGGAGCCAGAUCUUCCAUAUUCACCCUUCCCUGUGACUCAGUCGAUGCCAACAAGAUACAGCAAUGCCACCUCUUCCAUUAGUGGUCCAACCAUUUCUAUGCCAGAGGCUCUAAGAGCAACUGGUAUUUCUGCAGCGCAGCCCACACAACAGUCACUGCCUGGUGCGAGUGUUGCUACAGGACCUGCACUUCCGCAACAUCUAGCCAUGCACCCUUUUCCCCAACCUACACUUCCAUUGGGACACUUUGCCAACAUGAUUAGUUAUCCUUUCUUACCUCAGAGUUACACCUAUAUGCCAUCAGCUUUCCAGCAAACAUUUACUGGUAAUAGUAACUAUCCUCAGUCCCUGGCAGCAAUGCUCCCCCAAUACAAGAAUAGUGUUUCUGUAAGCAGCUUGCCUCAAUCUGCUGCAAUUCCAUCUGGCUAUGGGUUUGGGAGCUCUACCAACAUCCCUGGAGGACUUCCUCUGAAUCCACCUACUGCACCUGCGGGGACAACUAUUGGCUACGACGAUGUUCUUAGUUCUCAGUACAAGGACAAUAAUCAUUUGAUGUCACUCCAGCAGAAUGAGAAUUCAGGCAUGUGGAUUCAUGGCCCUGGCUCACGAACGAUGUCCGCUGUUCCUGCAAGCACAUAUUACAGCUUCCAGGGGCAGAACCAGCAGGCUGGUGGGUUUCGACAAGGGCAACAACCACCUUCACAGCAUUUUGGGUCACUUGGAUACCCAAAUUUCUACCAUUCACAAAUGGGAGUAUCGCUGGACCCUCAGCAGCAAAACCCUAGGGAUGGGUCCCUGAGUGGGUCUCAAGGCCAGCCACCAUCAAAGCAGACCCAGCAGUUAUGGCAAAACAAUUACUAAUCUCGUCUCCUCCUGGUUUUUCAGGGUCUUAUAGUGAGUUUGAAAGUGGCCAAUCAAAGGGCCUUCUAGCGACUGAGAAUAACUAUACGUGCAGAUAAUCAACAAUGAUGGGUCUGAAGAGACUUUGGCUGGCUACUGCCCUGUGCCAUGAGGUUGUAUUCUACUUUUAAUUUAUUGUUCUGUUCUGUUAUGUUAACUUAGGAACACAGUGUGCUAAUUUGGGAUAGUGGACUUGCUUUACCCUUUUCACUUUUUCUUCCUUGAUUGUUUCCUUGCCCCUCUAUUUCUCUUAUAGUAAAAAAUUUGCCUCCUUUUUCA